UCGUUCUGGGAAGCGUCUGUUACCAGCGUCUUUAUUCUAUGACCAGCGUCCGCGGCCAGCGUCGCGGGUCAUAUGUGUGCGUUGGGUUAGCGUAGCGUCUCUCGUCCAUUAACUGGUGUAAAUGCAAAGCCAUUAUUGACUGAGAUACUGAUAUCCCUUCCUCACUAUCAGCGCGAUAUCAAGACAACGGAACUGAUACCAUGCCUCGCAAGAGGAAAAUGCCAAAGCAAACUGCCCCUCCGAACGAACGCGCCUUUGACUUCAAAGAAGAACAGCCGGACAAGCCGAAAGGCCACCUUCGUGACAUAAAGAACGUUGUCAUGGAAAAGAGAGAUCUUUUUGGGUCAAAUAUCUUCAAUAAGGAUGUGCUAUUGGCCAUGCAAAAUGAGAUACAGGAGUCUGCAUGCAACCGUACCAGUGCACCCAUAAGCACAACAAAGGCAAAUGCUGUGUCUGAGCAGUGUCCAGAUGAUGAUAACGACUGUAUAGUUCUAUCCCAAGGCAGCACACCACGAAGCAGUCCAAGGAAGCGUUGCAGGCGAAGAGGAAAGUCUGCUACUGCUGAUGAAACGAUUGUCACACCCUCAGAAGAAACACAAGAAAUGUUGAAGAAACUCGAGAUGCUGGAGAGCAUCGGUUGCGAGGAGUUUCUGUCCGACGACUCAUCCGACAGCGUGGUGUGUUUGGACAAAUGUCCUUCCCUGCCGGUAGACGAAGAAGACGACGACCUGGUCUUCAUGGUACAGUGCCAGUCCAGGAUGUUGAGAUACUCCAUAGCACCUCAUACACCCUUUGCUGAGAUCUUGGAGAAGCUGGCUCAAGAGUACAGUGUGGGAAUAUCUCAAGUGAUGCUCCUUGCAAAGGAGCAACCUGUGCAGCCCGAGGACACACCACAGAGCCUCGCUUUGUCAGCAGUGGAUAUCCUAGAAUGCAUCGUCAGGAAGUAUGGGGGGGAGCCUUCAAGCAAAGCAAAGAAGAUGAUCACAUUGAAGUUCCAGUGCGCCAACAAACGCAGCACAGAAAACAUUCAAACAGCUCUGGAUGAGCCUUUGCAAGUAGGAGCCAGAGUGUUUGCACAGAAACUUGGGCUUCCUUUCUCCAAGCUUGUGUACAAGUUUGAUGGUGAAAAAGUAGAUUUGAGAAGCACGCCAGAGGAUCUGGGCAUCGAAGACGGCGAUUGUGUUGAUGUUUCUGUUCGGUCUUGAAGCCAAAUGUACAAAGCUAAUCAAGUUCACUGAAAUUUUUUAUCAUAGUAUCUACAAUCUUUUGGGUAGGGAAUAAUGGUCGUGGCCUUGAAUGACUUUUUUUU
Molecule: messenger RNA, 1309 nt
Organism: Dermacentor silvarum
Lineage: Eukaryota; Metazoa; Arthropoda; Arachnida; Ixodida; Ixodidae
Product: NFATC2-interacting protein
Exons: 8
Coding region: 201-1205 (334 amino acids)
Biological process (GO): positive regulation of transcription by RNA polymerase II; cytokine production
Molecular function (GO): protein binding
Source: RefSeq, a predicted model, not a curated record